AUGAGAAUCCCACCAAGCAAGGCUGGCGAGGUCCGGAACGACGGGCGUGGUCAUGGCACACAUGGAGUAUCCGACAAUAACAACCUCAAAGUCGAGCUAGACCAGCUCUCUGUGCAGACUCGCCGCUUCAUCGAUGUGGCUAGUGGUCUUACCAAAAAUCUUCCCCCUAAUGUUCGUCACAAAAUCUGGCAUCUAGCUGCCGGGCCGAAGUUGAUGGAGAUAUUCGAGAUUCGUUGGCGAUCUCCUAUACCUGAUACGGAGCCACGCUCGAUGGUUACGAUGGAUAAGAGACGUAUGAGGGUGUCGCAUGCCUGUCAAGAAUCGAGGAGUCUCUUGUACCCCUCGCCACGAUGCUCUGAGUGGCUUCAUACCCCCGUACAGACGUACAUGGACCCAGAUCGCGACAGCGUCAUGAUUAACGGCAACUUCAUGAUCGGAAUGAGCUUCGAGGAUAUCUUAGGGCAUGUACAACGACUCAUCCUAACACCCGAUCACGGCAGCUUUCAGAUUGUAGAAGAGAUAUCUUUGAGCUACGGUCCAUGUUGGAACAUGCAGCAGGUCAGCUUCGUGCUCGAGACUUGGAGUAUUCCGGCCCAGGCGAGCACCUUAAUCUGCGAACGGUUAUCCGCACGUAUGCCAGUCGUGGUUGACCUAGAUGAUGAUCAGGAGAUGAUUCGGACGAUGAACCAAAUCGUAGAUGGACCUUGGCACAGUCAACACCACAAGCGCGUAGAUACGCUCUCUAGCUUCUACAAGCAAUGCCAUAUAACACGAACAAAGAAAUCAUACAACAGGAUGACAACCUGUGGAACUAGGUUAUGCGAUGCUAAGUACUGGGAGGGUUUCUGUACUGCGUUCCGUGCAAAUUGGUAUGAGCUGAGUCAUAAUCAGAGGGUGCCAGAUAUAAAGAGAGUAGCAUUGUUAGUUGAAGGAGACGAAGGGACCCCCAAGAUAUCGCAGCACUUACCAUGGCAUCCGAAGAGUUCGUCUCAAUAUUGA
Molecule: messenger RNA, 999 nt
Organism: Daldinia decipiens
Lineage: Eukaryota; Fungi; Ascomycota; Sordariomycetes; Xylariales; Hypoxylaceae
Exons: 2
Coding region: 1-999 (332 amino acids)
Source: RefSeq, a predicted model, not a curated record